AUGGGACUGUUUGCACUUAUGCUCCUGAUCAUCUUCUCCACUGGAACAUGCACUGGGGACAGUAAUAGGUGCCCUGCUGGCUGUGAAUGCACGGAUUGGAAAGGUUAUUAUGUUUCGUGUACAGAUAUAGCGACCUUGCCGAGGUUUCCUGUAAACACAGAGACACUACGUCUCUAUGAAACAAGACUGAGCUCUGUUCCUGAAGAUGCAUUUGCCGACAUGGUGAACAUCUCAUUAAUUUAUCUCUCAGUUGAUGUCACAUUAAGAAGUUUAGAGAGGCAUUCAUUUUUCAACCUGAAGAAGAUUACACAUAUAGAAAUAAGAAACACCAGAAGUCUGAUGAACAUCGAUCCUGAAGCUUUCGAGGCUUUACCAAAAUUAAAAUACUUAGGUUUGUUCAAUACAGGUCUCACUAUCUUUCCUGCAUUGACAAGGAUCCAGUCUGAUGAAUCAUCUUUUUUGCUAGAAAUUACUGAUAAUCUUUACAUCACUGAAAUUCCUGCAAAUGCAUUCCAAGGCAUUACCAAUGAUGUGCUCAUGGUGAUGUUAUACAGUAAUGGCUUUACUAAAAUCCAACACCAUGCCUUCAAUGGGACAAAACUAGAUGCUAUAUAUCUUCACAGAAACAAACAACUUACAGAAUUGAGUGAAGACAUGUUUGCAGAAACAAUUAGUGGUCCAGUGCUGCUUGACAUUUCAGACUCAGGUGUUACCUCCCUUCCAGCAAGAGGACUGGAGUCACUCCGGGAACUCAGCGCUCGGAAUGUUUGGGCCCUUAAAAAGCUUCCACCAAUCAAAACCUUCAGAAAUCUGAUUGAUGCUGAUAUGACUUAUCCGAGUCACUGCUGUGCAUUCAAGAACCUUAAGAAAAAGAAAGGGUACCUGGAUUACAUCAUUUGUAACUUGACUGCCAUGCAUGGCCAACACUAUAAAAGAUCAGUAGGCACAGUUACAGUCCCAGCUAUCGACAUGAACAACCCCCUACUGAGGAACAUCUAUGACCACCAUGACUUCCUAAGUAGCCUACAUUAUCAUGACUUUCUUGGUGGGCAGGCUGACUAUGAUAUGGGAUUUGGGGACAAACUGAAAAAUCCCCAGGUAGCUACCAGCCAGGACAUUGAUAGUCAUUAUGACUAUGUUGUAUGUGAAGACGGAGACACUGUGACAUGCUCCCCAGCUCCUGAUGACUUCAAUCCCUGUGAGGACAUCAUGGGUUUCAGCUUUCUCAGAGUGUCUGUUUGGUUUGUCAGUUUGUUGGCUGUACUUGGAAAUUUGGUGGUGCUCUUUGUACUGCUCACCAGUCAUUACAAACUCUCUGUCUCCCGGUUCCUUAUGUGUCACCUGGCCUUUGCUGACUUGUGCAUGGGCAUCUAUCUGCUUCUCAUUGCCUCAGUGGACCUUUAUACACAGUCAGAAUAUUAUAAUCAUGCCAUAGACUGGCAGACAGGACCAUGGUGCACCCUUGCUGGAUUUAUCUCCAUCUUUGCAAGUGAGUUGUCAGUUUACACAUUGACCAUGAUCACGUUGGAACGCUGGCAUGCCAUCAAUUUUGCAAUGCAAUUAGAUCGUAAGCUGCGUUUGUCUCAUGCCUCUGCUGUCAUGCUUGGGGGUUGGCUCUCAUGCCUCCUGCUUGCCCUUAUGCCUGUGUUGGGAGUGAGCAGUUACCAAAAGGUCAGCAUAUGCUUGCCGAUGAGCACUCAGAACCUGUUGGAUCAGGUCUACAUUUUAUUCAUGUUAGUCGUCAACAUUUUGGCCUUUGUAGUCAUCUGUGCCUGCUACAUUAAGAUCUACUGUGCAGUACGCAACCCCACUUACACCUCAGCCAGCAAAGAUAGCAGCAUUGCUAAGCGCAUGGCUGUGCUAAUUUUCACUGACUUUCUCUGCAUUGCACCAAUCUCCUUCUAUGCCAUAUCAGCUGCGCUGGAUCAUCCACUCAUAACCAUUUCAAACUCCAAGAUCCUUCUGGUUCUCUUCUAUCCUGUAAACUCCUGUGCUAAUCCUUUUCUCUAUGCCAUAUUUACCAAGGCCUUUCAGGGUGAUGUUUUUAUCUUGCUCAGCAAGAUUGGCCUAUGUGAACAGCAGGCCCAACUGUUCCGAGGCCAAACCAUCUCCACAAAACCAAUUAAUGGAGACACAAACAGACGUGGAAUAAAAACAAAACUCCUAACCCGAUGAAAUGCUCGGUCCACUGCUACCUGUCAC
This is a messenger RNA of Neoarius graeffei (lesser salmon catfish), 2202 nucleotides long. RefSeq names its product thyroid stimulating hormone receptor (gene tshr). Gene Ontology annotation, biological process: G protein-coupled receptor signaling pathway. Bases 1 to 2175 code for a protein of 724 amino acids. The record is from RefSeq and is a predicted model, not a curated record. Gene Ontology annotation, cellular component: membrane. The transcript has 10 exons. Lineage: Eukaryota; Metazoa; Chordata; Actinopteri; Siluriformes; Ariidae. Gene Ontology annotation, molecular function: thyroid-stimulating hormone receptor activity; protein binding.